Messenger RNA from Arachis ipaensis, 1746 nucleotides. RefSeq names its product protein IQ-DOMAIN 24. The record is from RefSeq and is a predicted model, not a curated record. Lineage: Eukaryota; Viridiplantae; Streptophyta; Magnoliopsida; Fabales; Fabaceae. Gene Ontology annotation, molecular function: protein binding.
CAAAACUCCAUAUAAGAGUUCCACACUUCCCCAAACUCUUCUAUCUCCAAUCUCCUUGUCCUCCAAAAAAGUAAAUAAUCUUUCAUUCUAAAAUCUAAAUUCUUUUCGUUUACUUGCUUCCUUCUCUCUCUCUUUCUCAGUCAAAAUUUUCUACUAAUGAGCUGAGAGUGGAAAACACAUAUCAUUAUGGGGUUUCUCCGGCGACUCUUCGGCGGCGGAGGAAAGAAGAACCACCACCAUACUCCGCCGCCGGGAAAGGAAAAACGGAGCUGGAGCUUUGUGAAACAAAGCACCAGAGACAACAAAUCCAACAACAAUAACGGCUAUGACAACUUCACCGACAACUUGGACCCCAACAGGCACGCCAUCGCCGUCGCCGCCGCAACCGCCGCCGUAGCUGAGGCAGCUCUCGCAGCCGCACAUGCCGCAGCAGAGGUUGUCAGGCUCACCAGCGGCGGCGGGGCCGCCACGCCGGCGCAGGUUCAACUCCGGCUGGCGGAGGAAAUCGCCGCCGUGAAAAUACAGUCGGCGUUCCGUGGUUACUUGGCAAGGAGGGCAUUGAGAGCACUUAAAGCAUUGGUGAAGUUACAAGCACUGGUGAGAGGCCACAUUGUGAGGAAGCAGAGUGCGGAUAUGCUGAGGCGCAUGCAAACUUUGGUGCGCCUCCAGGCUCGUGCACGUGCGAGUCGCGUGCACUUGUCUGACAACAUGCCUUCUUUCAAGUCUUCACUUUCUCAUUACCCUGUUCCUGAAGAGUAUGAGUAUCCACUUCGUGCCUAUAGUACGAAAUUUGAUGGAUCUUCUAUCCUCAAGAGAUGUUGUUCCAAUUCAAAUUUUAGGGACAUUGAGUUAGAGAGAGCCCGAUUCGGUUCCAGUUGGUUAGACAGUUGGAUGGAACAAAGUGCGUGGAGCCAAACUGGCAAUGCUUCAAAGAAAAACGGGCACAUAGAUGACGAGAAGAGUGACAAGAUUCUUGAAGUUGAUACUUGGAAGCCACACAUGAAUUCCCACAAUAACAGUAGCAGCUCAUUCAAGGCACCACAACAUUAUUUCGCUCCAGAUUACAGCGACAACUUUCUCAUGGCAUAUGAAUCUCCAUCGAAACGUUCCUCGAAAGCGCUAAAUACAAGUUUCUCAUCUAGGGAAGUGUUGCCCUUAGGUUCUCCUAGAUUCCACAAAGGAAAAGAAGUGGUGAUGGCUUCAAGAACCGCAGAGAAUAGUCCCCAAGCAUUUUCGGCCUCAUCUAGGCUCAGUAAUGGUGGAAGGAGAGGCCCUUUCACACCAACAAAGAGCGAGUGUUCUUGGGGUUUCUUCAAUGGAUAUACUAGUCACCCAAGCUACAUGGCUAACACUGAAUCUUCAAGAGCUAAGGUUAGGUCACAAAGUGCUCCAAGGCAAAGGCUUGAGUUUGAGAGAUAUGGUUCAACAAGAAGGAGUUUUCAGAAUCCUUGGGAUGCAAGGCCUAACCCAAGUUCUACCUCAAGCCAAUUUAACUGAAUUGGGAGUACCAAAUUAAGAUUAUUCAAGUUUUAUGGUGAAUUUUAUUAUCUCUACCCUCUUUCUUCCCAUUAAAAAAAAAAAAGAGAAGAGAAAAAAGAAGAAAGAAAGGAGAGGCAUUGUUUUGUUUUGCUUUGGUUGGUUUUUAUUUGUAUGACAGUGGUUUUAGAUUGUAAGUAGUUCAAUAGUUGACUUGUACUCUUGUAGAAAAAAAAAAUCCUCAAAAAUGAACAAAUAACUUUUUUUUUU